This is a messenger RNA of Candida tropicalis MYA-3404, 1500 nucleotides long. RefSeq names its product aldehyde dehydrogenase family protein. Gene Ontology annotation, molecular function: aldehyde dehydrogenase (NAD+) activity. Bases 1 to 1500 code for a protein of 499 amino acids. Lineage: Eukaryota; Fungi; Ascomycota; Pichiomycetes; Serinales; Debaryomycetaceae. The transcript has a single exon. The record is from RefSeq and is a predicted model, not a curated record.
AUGUUUAACAAAGCAUUACCAUUAGUUGCAAAACUCACCACCCCAAAGGGUCUUACUUACAACCAACCAUUGGGUUUGUUUAUCAAUAAUGAAUUUGUUCAGCCAAAAUCCAAUAAAACAUUCGAAGUGUACUCCCCUUCCACUGGAGAAAAAAUCACCGAUGUCUAUGAAUCCUUAGCUGAAGAUGUUGACAUUGCAGUUGAUGCCGCAAAAACAGCUUAUGAUAAUGGAUGGGCUUCAGGUGCACCAGAACAAAGAGCAAAGAUUUUAUUCAAGUUGGCUGAUUUAGUUGAAGAGAAUUUGGAAACAUUGGCCCAAAUUGAAACUUGGGACAAUGGUAAAUCAUUGCAAAAUGCUAGAGGCGAUAUUGGAUUCACUGCUGCUUAUUUUAGAUCUUGUGGUGGAUGGGCUGAUAAAAUUAAUGGAAGUCAAAUCAAUACUGGCAGUAACUACCUCACCUAUACUCAAAGAGUUCCAUUAAUUUCUGGACAAAUUAUUCCUUGGAAUGCAUCCACACUUAUGGCAUCAUGGAAAUUGGGUCCAGUUAUUGCUACUGGUGGAACAACUGUCUUAAAACCAGCUGAACACACCCCAUUAGCCGUAUUAUACCUUGCUCAAUUAUUAGUUGAAGCAGGUAUGCCAAAGGGUGUUGUCAACAUUGUUCCAGGUUUUGGUGCCACUACUGGUGCUGCUAUUGCCAGUCACCCAAAUAUUGACAAGGUUGCUUUCACUGGUUCUACUGCUACUGGUAAGGUUAUUAUGAAAUUGGCUGCUGAUUCUAACUUGAAGAAGGUUACUUUGGAAUUGGGUGGUAAAUCCCCAAACAUUGUUUUCAACGAUGCCGACUUGGAUAAGACUGUUCAUAACUUGGUCAGUGGUGUUUUUAGCAAUUCUGGUGAAACUUGUGCUGCUGGAGCUCGUGUCUUAGUUCAAUCUGGUGUUUAUGAUGAAGUUGUUGCUAGAUUCAAGAAGGCUGCUGAAGCCAUUAAGGUUGGUGAUCCAUUUGAAGAAGAAACUUUUAUGGGUUCUCAAGUUAACGAAAUCCAAUUUUCCAAAAUUUUAGAAUUUGUUGAACUGGGUAAGGAACAAGGUGCUACUUUAGUUACUGGUGGAGAAAGAAUUGGUGACAAGGGUUACUUUAUCAAACCAACCAUUUUUGCUGACGUCAAGAAAGACAUGACUAUCUUCAAAGAAGAAAUUUUUGGUCCUGUUGCGUCUGUUAUUAAAUUUGAUACAAUUGACGAAGCAAUUGCGUUGGCUAAUGAUUCUGAAUACGGUUUAGCUGCCGGUGUUCAUACUACAAAUAUUAACACUGGUCUCCACGUUGCUAACAAUAUCAAGUCUGGGUCUGUUUGGGUCAACACUUAUAGUGAAUUGCACCCAAUGGUUCCAUUUGGUGGUUUUAAAUCUUCUGGUAUUGGCAGAGAAAUGGGUGAAGAGUCUUUCAAGGAAUAUACUGAAGUCAGAUCAGUUAGAGUUAAAUUAUAUCCAGAUGCUUAG